Molecule: messenger RNA, 846 nt
Organism: Trichoderma virens Gv29-8
Lineage: Eukaryota; Fungi; Ascomycota; Sordariomycetes; Hypocreales; Hypocreaceae
Exons: 3
Coding region: 1-846 (281 amino acids)
Source: RefSeq, a predicted model, not a curated record
AUGGCACCCCUCGUGUGGCUUGUGACUGGAUGUUCUUCAGGCUUUGGCCGAAGUUUUGUCACUCAAAUCUUGGCACGUGGUGAUCUUGUCAUUGCAACUGCUCGAAAGCUCGAAAGUAUCCUGGAUUUGGAGACGAUUGGGGCUAAGACAAUGCAACUUGAUGUUACCGACGAUCAGGAAAGCUUGAACAGCAUUGCAAAGCAAGCAAUCGCCAUAUACGGCACAGUUGACGUGCUCGUGAACAAUGCCGGCUACUCUACCGCUGCAGCCUGGGAAGAGACAAGCGUUGAAGAAUUGCGACAACAGUUUGAAACAACCGUAUUUGGAGUUUUCAAAGUCACCAAAGCAUUUUUGCCCUAUUUUAGGGAGCUCAGAAACGGAAAAUUAGUAUUCUUCAGCUCUUUAGUAGCUUGGAUUGGACACGAAUUUGGCGGUCCAUACGCGGGCUCUAAGUUUGCCCUCGAAGGUCUAGUUGAGAGUCUUUGGAGAGAGACCUCUCCUCUAGGUAUCAAGACGAUGCUGGUUGAGCCGGGGCUAUUCCGAACAAUGCUCGGCAGCAAUAUGAAAUAUCACGCAUCAGAAAUAGAGGAUUACAAACCUGCCUCACAAGCUCUUUAUAAUAUGUUAAAUGAGCUGGACGGGAAACAGCCUGGUGAUCCAGAAAAGGGAGUAGCGUUGAUUCUGGAUUUUGUUCGUGGCGAAGGUUCCGCGGCUGGUCGUGAGAUGCCAUUUAGAUUGCCAUUGGGAACCGAUGCAUACCACGGGAUAAGCAAGAAGUGCGAAGACACAUUGACCUUGCUUAAAGACAACAAAGGUAUUAUUUGCAGUACAGAUUUUGCGCUGUAA